AUGGCUACCGCUACCCGUAAAAGAAAGCAAGACGAGGAGCUUGUCGCCUUGCCGAGCGACGACAGCGAGGAGGAGGAGGAGUAUGAGGAUUCUGAACCUGAGGUAGCCGCUGGUGAGGAUGACGAGUCUGAGGAUGAGGAGGAGGACGACGAAGUCGAUGAGGAAGACGAAGACGAGGAGCAAGAUGUGGAGAAAAGAAAGGGUGAUGUUGUAGAAGACCUGCCAGCCAAGAAAAAGCGCAAGACCAGUGACCCCUCCACAAAAGAAACAGCUGCCUUGCCUGGUAAGGAUGGAGGCGCAAAGGGCGAAGACGAGGACAACGAUGAGGAAGGAGAAGAAGAAGAAGAAGAAGCGGCUCCUGCAAAAAAGGCCAAGGAAGUCGCACAAAAGGGCGAGGCCGAGAAGCCUACUGCUGCCGAUGACGAGGAGGAGGAGGAUGACGAAUAA
Venustampulla echinocandica is the source of this 447-nucleotide messenger RNA. RefSeq lists its product as uncharacterized. Bases 1 to 447 code for a protein of 148 amino acids. NCBI's taxonomy places the organism in Eukaryota, Fungi, Ascomycota, Leotiomycetes, Helotiales, Pleuroascaceae. The record is from RefSeq and is a predicted model, not a curated record. The transcript is spliced from 3 exons.